Molecule: messenger RNA, 2310 nt
Organism: Cordyceps militaris CM01
Lineage: Eukaryota; Fungi; Ascomycota; Sordariomycetes; Hypocreales; Cordycipitaceae
Product: ubiquitin carboxyl-terminal hydrolase 14
Exons: 4
Coding region: 1-2310 (769 amino acids)
Biological process (GO): protein deubiquitination
Molecular function (GO): protein binding; zinc ion binding; cysteine-type deubiquitinase activity
Source: RefSeq, a predicted model, not a curated record
AUGGCUUGCCCUCAUUUGGAGGCAGCCCGUAUUAGCCCUCCGAACCCGUCCCAGUCUGUAUACCGGGAAGAUUGCACACAAUGUUUUGACUCUAUUUGCUUCAACGGCGGCUGCGCUGGCGAUCGUGCGCACCACCGCCUCCACAGCGUGCUCCGAUCGCAUCCUCUUACUCUAAACAUUCGCCGAACCCGAAAGACAGUCGUUCGCGAUGAGCCACCCGCGAAAAUGUCGAAAUUGGCUAUCGCCGCCGAGACGGACGAAGACCGAUACGAUACAGCUCUCAAAGCGCGGUGCCUCGAGUGCAAUCUUGACCUCGACGUCGCGAAUCCUAAAUUAGCUCCUGUCAUCUCAGGUGUGGUGAAGGCAAACACGUUCUCUCGCAGCGAGGAAGUCAAGGCUUGGGAACAGGAGCUUACUAGCUGCGAGCACAUUCUUCUGAUGCAGCAGUCCGAACCUCGAAAGAUUGAGCAAGGAGCCCUUGGCCACUGCUAUGCUUGUGACUUGACAGAAAACCUCUGGCUCUGCUUGGAGUGUGGCAAUCUCGGCUGCGGCAGGAAGCAGAUGGGUGGUGUCGAUGGCAACUCUCACGCGCUGGCGCAUUCCAACGAGUCAUCGCACGGCGUCGCCGUCAAGUUGGGCUCUAUUACCCCUGAGGGUACUGCGGAUAUAUAUUGUUACAGAUGUGAUGACGAGCGCGUCGAUGAAAAUCUAGGCCCGCACCUUGCACACUGGGGCAUCAUCCUUGCCGACAGAGAAAAGACCGAAAAGAGCUUGACCGAAAUGCAGAUAGAACAAAAUCUGCGCUGGGACUUUAGCAUGACCACUGAAGACGGCAAGGAACUCAAGCCGCUUUUUGGGCCUGGUCUCACUGGUCUAAAGAAUCUGGGGAAUAGCUGCUAUAUGGCGAGCAUUAUGCAAUGCCUAAUGGACAUGCCCGCCUUCCGCGAUCGCUACUACCGCCCUGACGACGAUCUUCCCAUUGUCGAUGAUCCAGCCAGUGAUCUUGAAACACAGCUGCGAAAGGUAGCCGACGGUCUCUGGUCGGGUCGCUACUCAAAGCCAGAUCCUGCACUGGUGAAUGAGAACGGCAUAGCACACCAAAAGGGCCUCGCUCCCGCCAUGCUUAAACAUUUGAUUGGACGAGGGCACGCUGAAUUUUCGACUAUGCGUCAACAGGAUGCAUUCGAAUUUCUUCAGCAUAUUUUCAAGAUUGUCACGAGAUCCAAGCAUCACGAUGCGCUUGUGGAUCCCACAAGAGCAUUUCGAUUUGUCUUGGAACAAAGACUGCAGUGUUUGUCUUGCAACAAGGUCAAGUACAGCACCAAUGAGCAAGAUGGCAUCUUCAUUGACGUCCCUCUCGAGAAGCUUCCAGCCGUCGAGGGAGAGGAUGCUCAACCUGACGCGUACAAACCUGUAACCUUGAAGGAAUGUCUGGACAAUUUCACAGGUGCUGAAAAGGUCGAAUUGACUUGCGCAGCGUGCGGAAGCAAAGAUGGAUUCACUAAGCAGUCCCUUUUCAAGACGCUUCCUGAAACACUGGUAGUCAAUGCAAGAAAGAUGGCGGUCGUUAACUGGGUUCCGGUCAAAGUCGACGUUCCUGUCAUUGUACCAGACGAGUCCUUCCUUCUUGAUAGCUACUUGGCAAAGGGACAACAGCCAGGCGAGGAACUGUUACCAGACGAACCCAAGACACAAGCGCCAUCGUUUGUUCCCGAUGAGGCCGCCCUCUCGCAGCUUGAAGCUAUGGGUUUCCCUCGCAACCGCUGCGAAAAGGCACUUCACGCCACAGGUAACUCUGACGCGAAUGCUGCCAUGGAAUGGCUAUUUGGUCACAUGGAAGAUCACGAUAUUGAUGCACCGCUUGUUACCGAGCAGCAGUCUGGUGACGGCGCGUCCACAGCCGACCCUGAGAAGAUUGAGAUGUUGGGCGCCAUGGGUUUCGCUGCCCCUCAAGCCAAGAAAGCUCUCAGGGAGACGGGAGGAGAUAUGGAACGGGCUGUCGAGUGGUUAUUUAGCCAUCCCGAUGACCAAGGUGAAUAUGAUGAGGAGGGCACAAGCGCAGUAUCUACUGCUCCCCAGGAAUCUCCUGGGACAGCGACGUUGCCCGCACGCUUCCAGCUCCAGUCCAUUGUCUGUCACAAGGGAACCAGCAUUCAUGCCGGUCAUUACGUCGCAUUUCUCCGCAAGCCCAACCCUGAGGAUACCACCAAAUCUACAUGGGUCCUCUUCAACGACGAAAAGGUAGUUGAGGCCUACGAGGUGGAGGAAAUGCGCAAGUUUGCCUACGUAUACUUUUUUUCGAGGUGCUAG